CUCUCUCUCUCUCUCCAUGUUAUUCUAUCUAUCUUUAGACACACACAUGCAUUAUUGCCUUUUUCUUGUGUAUUUAAGCACAUCCAUUUCAGCCAUCUUUGCAUACGUUUCUCAAUACAAAGAGCUGGGUUAAGUGUAUUGGUAUUGCUACUACUCACUAUUAAGUAAGAGAGAGAUCUUUGCCAAUAUGUUGGAGCUAGCUUUCAGAAAGGCCAAGCCAUAUUUGCUCAUGGUUGCUUUGCAGUGGGGCACUGCUGGGAUGUACCUCAUCAGUGAAGUUACUCUGAAACAGGGGAUGAGCCGAUUCACCCUUAUUGUCUACCGCAAUGCCAUUGCUGCUCUCACCAUCGCCCCUUUCGCCUUCUUCCUUGAAAGGAAAAUAAGGCCGAAGAUGACAAUAUCAAUCUUCAUGAAGAUCUUGGUCCUGGCUGUUCUAGAGCCAAUUCUUGAUCAAAACUUGACCUACUUGGGAAUGAAACUGACUUCAGCAUCGUUCGCGUCUGCCAUUAUGAAUGCUGUUCCGGCUGUCACCUUCGCCAUUGCAAUUCUUCUCCGAUUAGAGCAUGUAAAGAUAAGAGAAGUACGCAGCCAAGCAAAAGUGAUAGGAACCCUAGUGACAUUUUCAGGAGCUCUUGUGAUGACAGUAUACAAAGGCCCCAUCAUUGAUCUAUUCUGGACCCCGAAAUCCAGCCACUUUCUGCAUGAUGAUCAUGUUUCCAACGAAAAACACUGGCUCACUGGGACUAUAUGUCUCCUUGUUGGCUGUUCAGCCUGGUCUUGUUUCUUCAUUGUCCAAUCAAUAACGGUGACGAAGUACCCAGCAGAGCUUUCCUUGGCCCUCUGGAUAUGCCUAAUGGGCACAAUUCUGAGUGCAGCUGUAACCCUUGUAGCUGAGCACAAUCACCCUGGUGUUUGGUCCCUUGGCUGGGACUCUCGGCUUCUUGCUCCUCUUUAUUCGGGGAUAAUUGGGUCAGGAAUCACAUACUAUGUGCAAGGCCUGGUGAUGAAGACAAGAGGUCCAGUCUUUGUCACAGCCUUUAACCCUCUUUGCAUGAUCAUUGUGGCUGUUCUGAGCUCCUUCAUUCUAGCUGAAAAACUCCACCUUGGAAGCAUAAUCGGAGCCAUCAUCAUAGCUGUUGGGCUUUAUGCUGUGGUUUGGGGAAAGAGCAAGGAUCAUCGGCAUCUUGGUCCCAUGACAUUGCCAGAUGAAGGAGCCGGGGAGCUGCCAGUUACUGGCAACAAUAAUAAUAUUGUUGACAAGCCUGCUGCCUCUGCUAUGCAAGUUGUCAAUUGAUUUUUCUUGCCAUGUCUCCAUUGGUCUGAAAGCUCUGAUCAAGGCUUAAGUUUGGUCACUGUACUAAUGUUAAUGAUCAGUGAUCGUCAUAAUCAAAUUUCAACAAUUUGCAUGGUAGAGCA
Diospyros lotus (date-plum) is the source of this 1416-nucleotide messenger RNA. RefSeq names its product WAT1-related protein At4g08290-like. The coding region runs from base 188 to 1294 and encodes 368 amino acids. The transcript has 7 exons. NCBI's taxonomy places the organism in Eukaryota, Viridiplantae, Streptophyta, Magnoliopsida, Ericales, Ebenaceae. The record is from RefSeq and is a predicted model, not a curated record. Gene Ontology annotation, molecular function: transmembrane transporter activity. Gene Ontology annotation, cellular component: plasma membrane.